Messenger RNA from Nerophis lumbriciformis (worm pipefish), 1276 nucleotides. It is a transcript of the gene decr2, whose product is annotated as 2,4-dienoyl CoA reductase 2, peroxisomal. Gene Ontology annotation, biological process: fatty acid catabolic process. Gene Ontology annotation, molecular function: 2,4-dienoyl-CoA reductase (NADPH) activity. Gene Ontology annotation, cellular component: peroxisome. Lineage: Eukaryota; Metazoa; Chordata; Actinopteri; Syngnathiformes; Syngnathidae. The record is from RefSeq and is a predicted model, not a curated record.
AAAAAACUCAAUUUCCCAUAAUGCCUUGCGAACAGGACUCGGGAAAACUAGCGUCCAAGGUCCAAAUAGUUCCCACUUAAGUAAGGGGCAAGGGGGCAUAUGAAGCAAUUCCGACUUCGGCUGGUGACAACUUUGGAAAUUCGUGUUUUGAAAAAGGUACUCUUAUUUUGUUGAGCAUGGCUGAGCUCCAAAGAUCAGGUGAUGUGCUACCUGAAGAUGUUGGAACUGAUGACUGCCUGACUUCAUACACACACAUCUACAGCCCCAACUUACUCAAAGAUCAGGUUGCAUUUAUCACUGGUGGCGGAUCAGGAAUCGGACUCAGGAUAGCUGAAAUCUUCAUGAGGCAUGGCUGUGACACAGUGAUCGCCAGCAGGAACAUUGACAAGCUCAAAGAGGCUGCUGAGAAGCUAUCGGCCGUUUCGGGACGUCGCUGCCUCCCGUUGAGCUUGGACGUGAGGAAGCCUGAGAGCAUCGCUGCAGCCGUGGAUGAGACGCUGAAAGAAAUGGGCCGUGUAGACAUUCUCAUUAACAAUGCUGCCGGAAACUUCCUCUGCCCAGCAUCUGCACUUUCCUUCAACGCAUUCAAGACAGUUAUGGAGAUAGACACGAUGGGAACGUUCAACACCAGCAAAGUUGUGUACGAGAAGUGGUUCAAGGAUCACGGGGGCAGCAUUGUCAACAUCUCUGCAACACUUGGAUACAAGGGCCAAGCGCUCCAGGUGCAUGCUGGCUCUGCCAAGGCGGCAAAUGAUGCCAUGACCAAGCACCUGGCUGUGGAGUGGGGACCCAGCGGGGUGCGAGUGAACGCCGUGGCCCCAGGUCCGAUCUCUGGCACAGAGGGCUUCCGCAGACUGGGUGGCCCAAGAGGGGAGUCUACUGGUCUGUUCCAGUCCAUUCCUUUGCAGCGAGCAGGCAACAAGACAGAGAUGGCCCACUGCACUCUUUUCUUAGCCAGCCGGGCGGCGUCCUACGUGACAGGAGCCAUCCUGGUGGCGGACGGUGGAUCGUGGCUGACCUCGGCUAACGACGUCUCCAAGCUGAUGGGUAUAGCCGCCUCUAAAUCCGCUAAACUCUGAGCAGGGGCUCUCCUGUCCUCCUCCUUACCCAGGUUAUUGGUCGUCUGAAAAGAGAGACAAGUAAAGAAAACCAUAUAAAAAUAAUUGUAGUGCUACAUAGUAACACAAUAAACCUGCCAUACAGCUUUAGGACUUCAUCAAAGAAAUCAUCUUUUCCAUGUCAUCAUGCAUUUCAUGUACAGGUAAAAGCCAGUAAA